Molecule: messenger RNA, 1815 nt
Organism: Theobroma cacao (cacao)
Lineage: Eukaryota; Viridiplantae; Streptophyta; Magnoliopsida; Malvales; Malvaceae
Product: DNAse I-like superfamily protein
Molecular function (GO): 3'-5'-RNA exonuclease activity
Source: RefSeq, a predicted model, not a curated record
GAACCCAACAAAACCAUGGGCUGCCUUGUUAAUUCUUGUCUCUCUUCUUUGUGCUGGUGGGCUUGGGCUGCCACUAUCAGAGGGCUUAAAAGACAACCGGCCAGCGGUAGUGCACACGUUGACAUACACAUAAACUACAACAUGCUCGUCAGGUUUAGGACUCUGACUUUAACCGGUCGCCAACGCCCACCCGUUCCUUCCAUCACCCGCUGCGUCAGAAGAAGAAAUUGUUGCAGCAGCAGCAAUAUGAGUGUGAAUAUGACUACGGGAGGAAGCAGCAGCAAGUCAGCACCAAUAAUUCGGGAAUUUGUUGAUGUAGAAGGUGGUGACAUCCGUUCCAGAGGCCAAUCUGAUGGUAUCAGAUUCCGUCUUGUCUCUUACAACAUUUUGGCUCAGGCGUACGUCAAGAGCUCUCUGUUUCCGCAUUCUCCAUCUCCCAGCCUCAGAUGGAAGGCUCGUUCACAGGCUAUUCUAACUCUUCUUAAAAACCUUGGAGCUGACUUCUUUUGCCUUCAGGAAGUGGAUGAGUAUGAUUCCUUUUACAAAAGAAACAUGGCGGAUCAUGGAUAUUCCAGUAUCUAUGUUCAGAGAAGUGGGCAGAAGCGCGAUGGAUGUGGAAUUUUUUACAAGAACAACUGUGCAGAAUUGCUCGGUAAGGAAACAAUAGAAUACAAUGAUCUUGUAGACUUGUUGCUGGAUGAAACCUCCUUAUCUGCUGACAAGCAGAAUGAGACACUGGCUGAUGGAAAUAAUGGUGCUCAUGCAAUGAAUGAUUCACCAGUAAAAAGUAGUCCAGAGUGCCGUGGAGAUCCCAAUGAUCCACAUGUAAGAUUGAAACGAGAUUGUGUAGGAAUUAUGGCUGCCUUUAGACUCAAGGAUCCUUUUCAUCGUGUUGUUAUUCUGGCAAAUACACAUCUUUACUGGGAUCCAGAGUGGGCUGAUGUUAAGCUUGCCCAAGCUAAAUAUCUUUUAUCACGCUUAGCUCAGUUUAAAACACUGGUAACAGACAAAUUUGAAUGUACUCCUUCAUUAAUUUUGUCUGGUGACUUCAAUUCAACUCCAGGAGAUAAGGUUUACCAGUAUCUUAUUUCUGGCAACUCUUCAUCAGCAUCAUUAAUGACAUGUUUGGAAGAACUUCCCUUUCCAUUGUGCAGUGUUCAUGCUUUCACAAGAGGAGAACCACCAUUUACAAACUGCACUCCAGACUUCACAAAUACACUUGACUAUAUUUUCUUUUCCCCUUCUGACUGCCUAAAACCUGUCAGUAUUCUUGAACUUCCAGAGUUGGAUUCACCUGAUGUUGUUGGUGGAUUGCCAAACUAUAGCCACCCAAGUGAUCAUCUGCCUAUAGGUGCUGAAUUUGAAAUUACCAAAGAGUAAUAUGUUCCAAGUUCAAAUCCAUUGAGUUCUUUUCUUACCGGAGAAUGGUGAAAGAGAUAAAAAGGCUAGAGAAAAAGCUGAGAAAUUACCCAAAAAUAUGUUCAGCAGAUUGACAGGUAAGAGCAGCAUUUGUGUGGGCUCCAAAAGUCUGUUUUUUGGGGUUAAGUUGGGGAGGGGGAUCCAAGUUUAGGAUAUCUGUUUUGGGAAUAAGGUAUGGCUUUCUAAUUUAUUUGAUAGAAGCAUUUGAUUUUACAAGACUGUAAUAAACUGACUAGUAGACAUUUUUGGUUUUGGAACUCGUUGGUAGAGUGAAUGCAAUUUUUUUAGGACAAUACUCAGAAAUUUGGAAUUGUUCUGUAAGUUGCUUUUGAGACGAUAUGAUUGGUUUCAUGAUAUUCUUGGCUAUUAGCUCUCAUGUAUGAUACUUUGGUGUUC